This is a messenger RNA of Acanthamoeba castellanii str. Neff, 2187 nucleotides long. RefSeq lists its product as uncharacterized. The transcript is spliced from 7 exons. The coding region runs from base 1 to 2187 and encodes 728 amino acids. The record is from RefSeq and is a predicted model, not a curated record. NCBI's taxonomy places the organism in Eukaryota, Discosea, Longamoebia, Acanthamoebidae.
AUGCAGCAGGGCCUGUUUCCCCAGCCACCGCCGCCGUCCCCCGCGACCGGACGAAACAUGGGCGGUCCGCCCAAGCCGGUCUACUUCGCCGGCUCGUCCACCCCCAACCUGCCCACCUACAUGCCGCCGCCCCAGGUCUCGGGCAGGCGAGUGGGCCAGCAUCCCCCCGGUGGUGGCGGCGGCGGCGGCGGUGGAGGCGGCGGUGGUGGGAUCCCGGUGGCGAUCGCGCCGUUCGGGUACCCGCCCUUCGCGUUCGCCUCGUCGGCGUCGAUGCCCUCCCUGCCGGCCAUGCACGGCGGCCUGCCCAACUUCGCGAAGCCCAUGAACUUUCCCCCGCAGCCCUCCAUCCUCGGCGCCAAAUACCACGGACCCUAUGUGGGGCACACCCAGCAUCAGCACCACCACCAGCAGCAACAGCAGCAGCAGCAACAACAACAGCAGCAGUCGCUGGGCCGUGACCAUCGGAAGGAGCAGCAGAAGGAGCGCGAGCGCGAGAGGGAGAGGGAGAAGGAGCAGCAGCAGAAGGAGCGUGAGAUCCAGAAGCGGAAGCCCAAGGGCAUUGCCGGCGGAUCGCCGUCGCCGCCGUCAACACCCGCUGCGUCGACACCGCCGGCGGAGACUGCUGCAGCCGGCGCCGGCGCCGUCACAACCGCCGCCUCUGCCGCCGCCGCAACCGCCGCCAGCAGCGGCGCAAGCAACAACAGUGAGCAAGCGGAGGGGGAGCUCGAGGCGGAGGAGAAGGAGGAGGAGGCGGAGAAGAAGAAGCAGAAGAAGCGGCCGAGCAAGAAGGGAUCGGACAGCGACGACGACGGACCCAACGCGCGGCCGGGCGGUGACCGCGACGGCCGCGGUGACGACGGCGACGGCGACCACCACGACCAGGGCGGCGGCCUAGCCGGCCGAACCAGCGUCGGUGGGCAGCACCACCAUCAGCAGCGUCAGAGCGGCGCAGGCCAGCAGCAGCAGACCGAGGGCGCCGGGAGCCCGGCGGGCAGCAGCGGCCACACGCGAAGCCAGCGCCAGGACGACGGCGGCGGCGACGACGAGGAGGGCCGCCGGUCUUUUCCGCAGCCCCCUCCCUCCCAUGAUGAUCUGCUCGCGGGGCCGCCGCUGCCGCCGCCGGCGCAGACCAGGAGGGCAGGGGGCAGCCAGGACCACCAGCGGCGCGAGAUCGGCGGCGGCGGCGGCGACCUCAAGCUCGACUCGAGCGUGUGGGGUCCGGCGGGCAACGGCCACCAGCGCCACGCGCAGCCGCAGCCGCCGCAGUCGCACAAGAAGGCCGGCAAGCCGGGCGACGAGCUGAACGCGCGCGGGCGGAAGGUCGGCGGCGGCGGCGGCGGCGGCAGCAACAAGAAGCAGGCCGCGGCCAAAAAGCCCAACGUCAGCAGCGCGCGCAAGGCCGGGCGGGGCCACCACCACCAUCACCACCUGGUCGACCAGCGCAGCCACACGCAGUCGGGCGUGUGCGACCGGGUCGGGCCGCUGCUGCUGGCGGUCGGCGUGGCGUCGGUCUCGGCCGCGGCGUCGGUCGUGGCGCUCGUGUGGCGUCUGCACCGGGACGCGCUGUGGGCGCUGCUGCUGUCCUACCAGGUCCCGCUGGGCCUGCUCUACAUCUACGCCUUCCCGUCCCUCGCGGCCUGGCUCGCCCUCUACACCGAGUGGGCCCCGGGCCUCCUGUGGUACGCCUACGUCGCCUGGUUCGUGUGCUCCCAGCCCCACACGCUCGCGCUGCGCACCGCGACCGCCGCCGCUGGCGCCGGCGCUCACCACCUGGGCACGCUCGAUGCGGGCGCCGUGGGCGCGCGGGUCCUGGUGGCCUUCCUCUUCCUGCUCGAGGGCGUCUACCAGCCGGCUGCGAUCAUGGCGUGGAACGCUGGCGAUCGCGUCGUGCUCGGCCUCGCACUGCUCUCAACCAAGACGCAGGCCUUUCUGUACAAGCGGUGCUUUGUGAGCCUCAUGGUGGCCAUGGCGCUCAACCACUACGUCGACCGCGAGUGGAUCACCGCGGGCCACGAGGCCGCUCGUCUGACGGUGCAGUGGCUCAUCCUCGUCGUGGGGCUCGCCAACCACUACGCCUGCUCCACCAUCCCGAAGAGGAAGUCCAGUUCGUUGGGGAAGAGGUUGCGCGGCCAGAUUGUUGCUGCCUUCGCCAAGCCCGAUAGGCAGCCCACCGCCCCCUCCAGAUGA